This is a messenger RNA of Kuraishia capsulata CBS 1993, 1671 nucleotides long. RefSeq lists its product as uncharacterized. Bases 1 to 1671 code for a protein of 556 amino acids. The record is from RefSeq and is a predicted model, not a curated record. NCBI's taxonomy places the organism in Eukaryota, Fungi, Ascomycota, Pichiomycetes, Pichiales, Pichiaceae. The transcript has a single exon. Gene Ontology annotation, biological process: glyoxylate cycle. Gene Ontology annotation, molecular function: malate synthase activity. Gene Ontology annotation, cellular component: cytoplasm; peroxisomal matrix.
AUGGCUGGUUCAAACCCAUUCCCGCUUCCUCAGGACGCGCUUGAAAACGUUGAAAUCAGGGCAGAUAUUCCGGACAAUGCCAAACACCUGUUGACGGCGGAUGCAUUGGCAUUUGUCGCUACCCUUCAUCGUACAUUCAAUGAAAGAAGACUGCAAUUGCUCGAGGCAAGACAAGGUGUCAGAGCAAGUCGUAAUAAAGGUGUUUUACCCGACUUUUUACGAGAAACCCAAUAUAUUCGUGAAGACAAAACUUGGACUGGUCCGGCUCUGGGGCCGGGUCUAAUUGACCGCCGCGUGGAGAUCACUGGACCACCUGAUCGCAAGAUGGUGAUCAACGCGCUCAACUCUAAAGUUGCUACUUACAUGACAGAUUUUGAGGAUUCCAUGACUCCAACCUGGCAUAACGUGAUUGAUGGUCAGGUUAAUCUUUAUGAUGCUGUGAGACGAGACUUGACACUGGUUGCUGGUAAGAAGACUUAUCGUCUCAACACAGACUCUGGAAGACACAUUCCAACUCUAAUUGUUCGUCCUCGUGGGUGGCAUCUCAGUGAGAAGCACAUUAUUGUUGAUGGCGUCCCUAUCAGUGGGUCUCUGUUUGACUUUGCGAUUUAUUUUUAUCACAAUGCAAAAGAAUCCAAGAAGCAGGGCUUUGGCCCGUACUUCUACCUGCCUAAGAUGGAGCAUCAUCUCGAGGCGAAACUCUGGGCAGACGUUUUCAGUUUCGCGGAAGCCUAUAUUGCUUUACAAAGAGGCACUAUCAGGGCCACCGUUCUCAUUGAGACGAUUGAAGCGGUUUUCCAAAUGGACGAAAUUAUCUAUCAGCUGCGUGACUACUCUGCGGGUCUGAACUGUGGUAGAUGGGACUACAUUUUCAGUUAUAUCAAGGUUCUUGGUUCCAGUAGCGAGUUCCUAUUACCUGACAGAUCCCAGGUUACUAUGAAGGCUCCUUUCAUGUCUUCGUAUGUGAAACUGUUGAUCAAGACAUGCCAUGCAAGAAAGGUAAGUGCCAUUGGAGGAAUGGCUGCUACCAUUCCAAUUAAAACCGAUCCAGAGGCCAACCAAAAGGCCAUGGACGCCGUCCAAGCAGACAAAUUGCGUGAAGUUCUCGCUGGUCAUGAUGGAACUUGGAUUGCCCAUCCAGCACUUGCAGAUACCACUCUGGAGAUAUUCAACAAACACAUGAAGGGUGCCAACCAGAUCAGUUCCACUAAGGACGAUGGAAUCGCGGUGACCAAUUACCAUUUGCUGAACCCGCACAUCCCGGGUGGGGUUAUUACAGAGGCUGGUAUAAAAUUGAAUUUGAGAAUUGGGCUUUUGUAUAUUGCCAAUUGGCUGGAAGGCGUGGGCUGUUCUCCUAUCAAUUACUUGAUGGAGGAUGCAGCCACGGCCGAAGUCUCGAGAAUGCAGUUGCACCAAUGGGUCAAACAUGGUGCGCACUUGAACAGCGGCAAGCAGAUUUCUGUGGAUCUUGUCAAAGGUUUUUUGGACUCUGAGUUUGAAUCUCUGACCAAGGGAUUGGACUCCAGGAAACGAGCGAGUUUUGAUAAAGCCAAGGAGCUUUUUUCAGCAGACGUCUUUGGUAAUACAUUCGAGGAGUUCAUCACUUUGAGAGCAUACGACGAGAUCGUCAAAAAUGAUUCCAAGCGGGCUGUGAGUGCUUCAAAGAUCUGA